AUUUUUCCACCAAAAAAACAAUUGAGGAGCAUAACCCCGGUACCCCCUAGCAGGUGCCGGGUCUCAUAUCCUUCUCACCUUUUUCACCCCUGACCCAUUUUCAUGCCUGUAUAAUACUAUAAUAGAGUACAUGUGGUUCAGUUAAGAUCAUCUGAUAAAAGUCUUGAAAGAUCAGUCAUAUCACUUGACGUUAUGUUGCUUUCUGUGGAGGUAAUGUCAAACUCUGACCUGAGUUGUAAGUUUACCCAAUGCCAGGAAUUGCUGAUUUAUUAACGUCUGGCGUUCAUGGCACAAGUAUAGGUUAUAGCUUGAAAAGAACCAGGACCGCGAUGUGCAGAAUGUGGACAGUGUGUAGUAAAACGUUCAACUUUUUUAACAUAGGAGAGGCAGCACUAGCUAGUUAUGCUAAAGGAGCUGAUCGCCAGCUUUUUCACCCUGUUAAUCAACGUGACACAGCUGCUAGUUGUACCCCCUCGUCCACAUAAAGUCAGCUGUUGCCUGUACUUUCAUCUUUUAACACACACGACUAGGGAUGUCACGAUACCAAUAAUUCAGUAGUCGGUGCCGAUACCAGUAAAAUUACACGAUUCUCGAUACCAAAGUCGAUACCACGGUAAAAAAAAAAAUCCUAAGAUCCCAUGUACUUAAACAAGAAACACUUUAUUAAAAUAUUUGCAUUAAAAAAUCACAUUUCUAUCAACAGAUUGAUAUUACUUGAUAUUAAAUGACCCAAAACACACCUAGUAGAUGACAACUGCCUUGCUGAGGAAGGUGAAGGUGAUGGACUGGCCAAGUAUGUAUCCAGCCCUAAACUCACCUGUGCACCUGUGGGGCAUCCUCAAGCUGAAGGUGGAGGAGUGCAAGGUGUCUUCACAUCCAUCUGGGAGAGGAUUCCUGAAGCAACCUCAAUCCAAGGACUGCUUACGUCUGGACGAGACCAUGCUGGUCAAACAGCUGCUGCCGGAGAUCUGCCAUUUCAUCCAUACGUACCGUGAGGGCCACCAGCAUGCCGCUGAACUUCGGGCCUCUGCUUCAGCCGUCCUCUUCUCUCUGAGCUGCAACAACUUCAACGCUGUCUUCAGCCGCAUCUCCACCAGGCUACAGGAGCUGACGGUGUGCUCUGAGGACAAUGUGGAUGUUCAUGACAUAGAGCUGAUGCAGUAUAUCAAUGUGGACUGCUCCAAGCUGAAGAGGCUGCUACAAGAAACUGUGUUGAAGUUUAGAGCUCUCAAGAAGCCUGCCCAGCUAGCAGUCAUCAACAGUUUAGAGAAGGCGUUUUGGAACUGGGUGGAGAAUUACCCCGAUGAGUUCACCAUGCUUUACCAGCGACCACAGGCAGAUAUGGCAGAAGCUGCAGAGAAGUUGUUUGACCUGGUGGACAGCUUUGCAGAGAGCACUAAGAGGAAGGCAGCUGUGUGGCCUCUACAAAUCAUCCUCCUCAUCCUCUGUCCAGAGAUCACACACACCAUCUCCAAAGACACUGUGGAAGACAGCAAAGCCAACAAGGUGAAACUGUUUUUGGAUAGUUUGCGGAAAGCUUUAGCGGGCCAGGGCGGCAGCAAGCAGCUGAUGGAAAGUGCUGCCAUCGCCUGUGUCAAACUAUGUAAAGCCUCCACUUACAUCAACUGGGAGGAUCACUCAACCAUUUUCCUCCUGGUCCAGUCCAUCGUCAUGGAUCUCAAGGCUCUGCUCUUCAACCCAGCUAAGCCCUUCUGGAGGGGGACGGGCAGCCAGAAUACUGACGUGGAGCUCAUGAUGGACUGCUUCGUCUCCUGUUUCCGCAUCAAUCCUCACAACAACCAGCACUUUAAGGUCUGUUUGGCCUCUUCCUCCCCCUCCACCUUUCACUUUGUCCUGGUAAACUCGUUGCACAGAAUUAUCACCAAUUCUCAUCUGGACUGGUGGCCUAAGAUUGAUGCAGUGUACUGCUACUCUGGAGAGCUCCGCUUUAUGUUCUCAGACACCCUCAAUCGGGUGAUCCAAGGCGUCGGCACCCACGCUCCACUACGCAUGACACCGAGUCUGACAUUCAAAGGGAAGAUGACCACCAGCCUUAAGUUCAAAGAGAAAGCCACAGAACUGGACACUCGAAGCUAUAAGUGCCUCCUUCUUGCUCUGGUCAAACUCAUCCACGCUGACCCCAAACUCAUGUUGCAUAACCCAGUGAAGCAAGCUCCAGAGAUGCAGAGCAGCACAGCAGAGCUCAUCACCGGCCUGGUGCAGCUAGUGCCUCUAACUAACACCACCCAGCUCUCACAAGAAGCUAUGGAGGCUCUGUUAGUUCUGCACCAGCCAGAGACCAUAGAAUUGUGGAAUCCUGAUGCCCCCAUAGAGACGUUUUGGGACAUCAGUUCACAGGUGCUCUUCCUCAUCUGUCGCAAACUGAUUGGCCAACAAAUGGUUAAUGGGACGGAAGUUCUCAAAUGGCUGAGGGAAAUCCUUAUCUGCAGGAACAAGUUUCUGCUUAAGAACAAGGAAUUUGCCACUAUGGGUGGCGGUAUCCCCAUCUGCCGGCAGGCGCAGACGAAGCUGGAGGUAUGUCUCUACAUGUUCCUGUGGAGUCCGGACACCGAGGCGGUGCUGGUGGCCAUGUCGUGUUUCCGCCACCUCUGUGAGGAGGCUGACAUCCGCAGUGCUGCUGACGAGGUGCCUGUCCAAACCAUCCUCCCCAACUAUGCCACCUUUAGUGAACUGGCCUCUGUCAGCAACAUGAUGGGAACAGGCCGGUCCACCUUACAGAAGAGGGUGAUGGCCUUGCUCAGAAGGAUAGAGCACCCUACGCCAGGAAACAUAGAGGCUUGGGAGGACACAUAUGCUAAAUGGGACCAGGUGACCAAACAGAUUCUCAACUUCCCUAAAAACAAGGCAGAUGAUGGGCAGCAGGAGUGGAUCAACAUGACAGGAUUCCUGUGUGCACUUGGUGGUGUGUGUCUUCAGCAGCGCAGCACCCCCGGCCCAGCCACCUACAGCCCACCUAUGGGCCCCAUGAGCGAGCGAAAAUACUCCAUGGUCUCCAUGGGCCCCUGCGAUGUGUCUAACCCUGUGGCCUCAGCCUCUUCCUGCUCCUCAUCGGCCUCCUGUGAGACGCCCGUCAGCCGCUUCCUGGACAGGCUGCUGGCCCUGCUGGUGUGUGGUCAUGACAGGGUUGGCCUCCAUGUUCGCACAAAUGUGAAAGACCUGCUGGGGCUGGAACUGAGCCCCGCCCUCUACCCCAUGCUCUUCAACAAGCUGAGGAACAGCAUUGGCAAGUUCUUUGACACACAAGGACCGGUUCCCAUUAAUGAAACUAACACCCAGUUUGUGGAGCAGACCAUAGCCAUCAUGAAGAACCUGUUAGAUAACCACACAGAGGGCAGCUCUGAACACCUGGGGCAGGCCAGCAUUGAGACCAUGAUGCUCAACCUGGUCAGGUAUGUGCGCAUCCUGGGCAAUGUGGUCCAUGCGAUCCAGAUCAAAACAAAGCUGUGCCAGCUGGUGGAGGUGAUGAUGGAGAGACGAGAUGACCUGUCCUUUUGCCAGGAGAUGAAAUUCAGGAACAAGAUGGUGGAAUAUUUGACUGACUGGGUGAUGGGAACCUCCAACCAAGCUGCUGAUGAUGACAUAAAGUGUCUGACAAGGGACCUGGAUCAGGCCAGUAUGGAAGCAGUGGUGUCGCUGUUGGCUGGUCUUCCUCUUCAGCCAGAGGAGGGAGAUGGAGUCGAACUGAUGGAGGCCAAAUCUCAGCUCUUCCUUAAGUACUUCACCCUGUUCAUGAACCUGCUGAAUGACUGCAGUGAGGUGGAGGAUGAGGGCCAGGCAGUGGGGGGACGAAAGAGAGGAAUGUCCCGCCGUCUGGCCUCCCUCCGCCACUGCACGGUUCUGGCCAUGUCCAACCUGCUCAAUGCUAACGUGGACAGCGGCCUCAUGCACUCUAUUGGUCUGGGCUAUCACAAGGACCUGCAGACUCGAGCUACCUUCAUGGAAGUGCUGACCAAGAUCCUACAGCAAGGAACAGAGUUCGACACGCUGGCAGAGACAGUUCUGGCUGACCGUUUUGAGCGGCUAGUGGAGCUGGUCACCAUGAUGGGAGACCAGGGAGAGCUGCCCAUCGCCAUGGCACUGGCUAAUGUGGUUCCAGGGUCCCAGUGGGAUGAGCUAGCCCGAGUCCUGGUGACACUGUUUGACUCCCGCCACCUCCUAUACCAGCUGCUGUGGAACAUGUUCUCUAAAGAGGUGGAACUGGCUGACUCCAUGCAGACUCUCUUCAGAGGAAACAGCCUUGCUAGCAAAAUAAUGACCUUCUGUUUCAAGGUUUAUGGGGCAGCAUACCUGCAGAAACUACUGGAGCCUUUAUUAAGAGGGGUCAUCACCACCCCUGAACACAUCAGCUUUGAGGUGGACCCCACCAGGCUGGAACAAGGGGAGAACCUGGAGGAGAAUCAGAGGAACCUACUUCAAAUCACUGAGCGGUUCUUCCAGGCUAUCAUCGGUUCAUCCAGCGAGUUUCCUCCACAGCUCCGCAGUGUCUGCCACUGUCUUUACCAGGCUACUUGCCACUCUCUACUGAAUAAAGCAACAAUAAAAGAAAAAAAGGAAAACAAAAAAGCAGUUGUGAGUCAGCGUUUCCCCCAGAACAGCAUUGGUGCAGUGGGCAGCGCCAUGUUUCUGCGCUUUGUCAACCCAGCUAUUGUAUCUCCCUAUGAGGCAGGCAUCUUGGACAAGAAGCCCCUCCCCAGGAUAGAACGGGGUCUCAAACUCAUGUCCAAGAUUCUGCAGAGCAUUGCAAACCAUGUCCUGUUUACAAAAGAAGAACACAUGAGGCCUUUCAAUGACUUUGUCAAGAGCAACUUUGAUUCAGCCAGAAGGUUUUUCUUGGACAUAGCAUCUGACUCUCCUCCUAGUGACUCGGUCAACCACAGUCUGUCCUUUAUUAGUGACGGUAAUGUGCUGGCCCUCCACCGCCUGCUGUGGAACAACCAGGAGAGGAUUGGCCAGUACCUCUCCAGUAACAGGGACCACAAGGCUGUAGGCAGGCGACCUUUUGACAAGAUGGCCACCCUGCUGGCCUACCUGGGACCUCCUGAGCACAAACCUGUGGCUGACACUCACUGGUCCAGUCUUAACCUGACCAGCUCCAAGUUUGAGGAGUUCAUGACCAGGCACCAGGUCCAUGAGAAGGAGGAGUUCAAAGCCUUAAAGACCCUCAACAUCUUCUACCAGGCAGGAACCUCCAAGACUGGCAACCCAGUCUUCUACUACGUGGCCCGCAGGUUCAAAACAGGCCAGAUCAAUGGUGACCUGCUCAUCUACCAUGUCCUCCUAACUCUCAAACCCUACUACGCUAAACCCUAUGAGAUUGUAGUAGACUUAACACACGUAGGACCCAGCAAUCGCUUCAAAACCGACUUCCUGUCCAAGUGGUUUGUGGUCUUUCCUGGCUUUGCCUACGAGAAUGUAUCAGCUGUCUAUGUCUACAACUGCAACACCUGGGUGAGGGAGUACACUAAGUACCAUGAGCGGCUACUGACGGGCCUGAAGGGCAGCAAGCGUCUCCAGUUCAUUGACUCUCCAGCUAAGCUGGCAGAGCACAUCGAACCUGACCAACAGAAGCUGCCCGCAGCCACACUGACCUUGGAGGAAGACCUUAAAGUGUUUCAUAAUGCCCUCAAGCUGGCCCAUAAAGACACCAAGGUCUCAAUAAAGGUGGGCUCGACGGCAGUUCAGGUGACCUCAGCUGAGCGGACCCGUGUUCUUGGACAGCCCGUCUUCCUCAAUGACGUCUACUACGCCUCAGAGAUUGAAGAGAUUUGCCUGGUGGAUGAAAGCCAGUUCACCCUCACCAUGGCCAAUCAGGGCACACCACUCACAUUCAUGCAUCAGGAGUGUGACGCCAUCGUCCAGUCCAUCAUCCAUAUCCGGACACGCUGGGAGCUGUCACAGCCUGACUCCAUCCCACAGCACACCAAGAUCCGACCAAAAGAUGUACCUGGCACUCUGCUUAACAUUGCCCUGUUGAACCUGGGCAGUUCUGACCCAAGCCUCAGGUCUGCUGCGUACAAUCUAUUGUGUGCUUUGACCUGCACCUUUAACCUGAAGAUAGAGGGCCAGCUGCUGGAGACAUCAGGCCUCUGCAUCCCCGCCAACAACACCCUCUUCAUAGUCUCCAUCAGCAAGACUCUGGCUGCCAAUGAGCCCCAUCUGACACUGGAGUUUCUGGAGGAGUGCAUUUCAGGCUUCAGCAAGUCCAGUAUUGAGCUGAAACAUCUCUGCCUGGAGUACAUGACACCCUGGCUGCUCAACCUGGUUCGCUUCUGUAAGCACAACGAUGAUGCCAAGCGUCAGCGUGUCACUGCCAUUUUGGAUAAACUCAUCACCAUGACGAUCAAUGAAAAGCAGAUGUAUCCCUCUAUCCAGGCCAAGAUCUGGGGCAGCCUAGGCCAGAUAACAGACCUGCUGGAUGUUGUGUUGGACAGCUUUAUUAAGACUAGUGCCACGGGAGGCCUGGGCUCCAUCAAAGCAGAGGUUAUGGCUGAUACUGCAGUGGCUCUGGCUUCAGGGAAUGUCAAACUGGUCUCCAGCAAGGUGAUUGGACGGAUGUGUAAGAUCAUAGACAAGACCUGCUUGUCUCCAACGCCCACACUGGAGCAGCACCUGAUGUGGGACGACAUCGCCAUCUUGGCGCGUUAUAUGCUCAUGCUGUCCUUCAACAAUUCCCUGGAUGUUGCAGCUCACCUGCCCUACCUGUUCCAUGUGGUGACCCUGCUGGUAGCCACUGGGCCACUGUCUCUUAGGGCGUCCACCCAUGGUCUGGUUAUCAACAUCAUCCACUCCCUCUGCACCUGCUCGCAGCUCAGCUUUAGUGAGGAGACAAAGCAGGUUCUGAGGCUGAGCCUGACUGAGUUCUCCCUGCCUAAGUUUUACCUGCUGUUUGGCAUCAGCAAAGUCAAGUCAGCUGCCGUCAUUGCCUUUCGCUCCAGCUACAGAGACCGCUCCUUCUCACCAGGCUCCUAUGAGAGGGAAACAUUUGCCCUGUCCUCCCUGGAGACCGUCACUGAGGCUUUACUGGAGAUCAUGGAGGCUUGUAUGAGGGACAUCCCAGCCUGUAAGUGGUUAGAUCAGUGGACGGAGCUUGCACAGAAGUUUGCAUUCCAGUACAACCCAUCUCUCCAGCCCAGAGCGCUGGUAGUGUUUGGCUGCAUCAGCAAGAGGGUGAGCCACGGCCAGAUCAAGCAGAUCAUCCGAAUCCUCAGCAAGGCCAGCCCUCUGCUCAGCAUAGACCGGGGUCUGGAAAGCUGUCUGAAGGGGCCGGACAAUUACAACAGUCAAGUAUUAAUAGAGGCCACAGUCAUUGCUCUGACCAAACUGCAGCCCCUUCUCAGCAAGGAGUCUCCCAUGCACAAAGCUCUGUUCUGGGUGGCAGUAGCUGUGCUACAGCUUGAUGAAGUCAAUCUGUACUCUGCUGGAACCGCCCUGCUGGAGCAAAACCUUCACACUCUGGACACAAUGCGUGUCUUCAAUGACAAGAGUCCAGAAGAAGUGUUCAUGGAGAUCAGGCGUCCAUUAGAUUGGCACUGUAAGCAGAUGGAUCACUUUGUGGGUCUCAACUUCAGUGCCAACUUCAACUUUGCACUGGUGGGCCACCUACUCAAAGGCUACAGACACCCAUCACCCACCACAGUAGCAAGGACAGUGAGAAUCCUGCACACACUAUUGGCUCUCAUCAGCAAGCAUCUGAAGUGUGACAAGUUUGAGGUCAACACCCAAAGUGUGGCCUAUCUGGCUGCACUGCUCACUGUAUCUGAGGAGGUCCGAAGUCGCUGCAGCCUCAAACACAGGAAGUCACUACUGAUUUCUGACCUCUCCAUGGACCCAGUACCUAUGGACACAUAUUCCAGUCACAUCACUGAUCCCAGCUGCAGAACACUGCGAGAGACUCAGCCAUGGACUUCACCUCAGGUUUCAGAGCGCUACCUUUCAGCCCAUCACUACCCCACAGUGGGCCAGAUUAGCCCACGAACCCGCAAGUCCAUGAGCCUGGACAUGGGUCAGCCCUCACAAGCCAACACUAAGAAGCUCUUGGGCACCAGGAAGAGCUUUGAUCAUCUCAUAUCGGACUCAAAAGCACCAAAGAGACCAGAGAUGGAGUCGGGUAUGACCACCCCUCCCAAGAUGAGACGCGUAGCAGAGAAUGACUAUGAGAUAGAGACACAACGAAUUGGAAACUCUCACCUUCGCAAGGUGUCUGUAUCAGAGUCCAACGUUUUGUUGGAUGAGGAGGUGUUGACGGACCCAAAGAUCCAGGCUCUGCUGCUCACUGUGCUGGCCACCCAGGUCAAAUACACCACAGAUGACUUUGACCAGCGAAUUCUCUAUGAGUACUUGGCUGAAGCUAGCGUUGUCUUCCCAAAGGUUUUUCCAGUUGUCCACAACCUGCUGGACUCCAAGAUCAACACUGUGCUGUCCAUGUGCCAGGACACCAACCUCCUGAAUCCUGUCCACGGCAUUGUACAAAGUGUGGUGUACCACGAGGAGUCACCACCACAGUACCAGCCAUCCUAUCUACAAAGCUUUGGCUUUAAUGGACUUUGGAGGUUUGCCGGACCCUUCUCUAAGCAAACACAGAUACCAGACUAUGCCGAGCUGAUUGUCAAGUUUCUGGAGGCGUUGAUUGACAGCUACCUGCCAGCAGCUGAUGAGCAGCGAGGGGAGGAGCAGCUGAGGACACCCACCUCCCCCUACCCCCCCACUAGCCAGAGCCAGCUCAGCAUCACUGCCAACCUCAACCUGUCCAACUCCAUGACCUCACUGGCCACCUCGCAGCACUCACCAGGUGUGGAUAAGGAGAAUGUCCAGCUGUCUCCCAGCUCUGCUCUGUCCAGUGGGGGUCGCACUCGCCAUGGUUCAGCCAGUCAAGUGCAGAAGCAGCGCAGCGCUGGCAGCUUCAAGAGACCCAGCAUCAAGAAGAUCGUGUGAUCGACCAGAGAACAGCCCCACCCUGCUCUUCCUCCUCCUCCUCCUCCUGUUCCUCCUCCUUCUUCUCUCCACCCCCAGCCUGCCAGGCCUCAUGCUGCACUCCACUUUAUUUCCUCUCUCUUCUUCGUGGUUUUUGCUCUUUCAGGAGAACAUGUGCAUUUUAGUUUUGCAUUGAGGAGGAAUAUAUUAGCAAGGGCAAACUUGAAUUUUGUGCUGCUUGAAAUUUUUUAUUUGAGACAGCGCAGUGGAGGAGAAGCUGGAGUGGAGGUGUCAGCUCUCCUUCACAGAUAUUCAGCAGCUGUUUAAGUCUCCUGCAGUGAUGGAGGUCACACAUGUGAAACUAUUGGGGGAAAUAAACCCUCUGAGCCUGAUGGGAGUACAGUCCCAACACCUAGGUUCACUUUGGACAUAAAGUUUCCUAGACAGUUUACACAGGGAGGAAGCAGAAACUGAAGUUCUGUCUUUAUGCUGAAGUUUGAUCUGUAAGACGUCCCUCAGCCUUCCUUAUGACUAAACACUCCUGUGUCAGUGAGAUGGACCAAAUGACAGCAGCAGUGGGGGGGUGGACCUUCACUCUGGACCUGCUCAGCUCCUCAGCUCACCUCUCCCAGUUCUGUACAUAUUUUACAUAGAUGAUGUAUAACUAGUCCUUAGUGCUAAUUUAGAUGUUGACGUUUUCUCCAUGGUGUGCCUUUGUCAGGGUUUUUCAAUGUGUACAAUUUGUAAAGUAAAAGUCAAACCUUGCUGGGGACAAAGAACAGGUACUAAUUAUGGAGGCAAGCCGUCCAUAUCACCAUGAGUUCACAUGAGCUGAGUCACGACGGGCCUCUAAUGAUCGUCAAAUAUACAAUCAUCCAUAUACCCUGUUGCCUGAAAGUAUUUAUCCUGUACAGCUAGAUAGCGCUACAUAAAUCCUCUUUUUAAACACUUUCAGAAACUCUUCUUUUCAAAUGUCACAGGAAGACUGCAGAACACUAGGGGAAAUACAACCAUGUAAAUAGCUUCAAGCUUUUCUUUAUCUUUGUUUUUGUGCGUUUGGCUUUUAUUUAGCUGUUUAAUGUGAGUUCUUUUUAGUCUGAACUGUAUUUUCAGCAGCACAGCAUUUUCAUUUGUUUACACAGUGACAAGGAAAAUUGUGUAAUAGGCAAUAAUCCUCAACUUUCAAACUCCUUUGUCAUCCACCUGUUUUAUUUGUACAGCAAACAGGAAGAACACAUCACUUUGUCAGCUUGGUGCAAUAUGAUGCCAACUUCUUAGUUGCCUGUUAACACUGAGAUUUAGCUCUUGUUAAUUACCUCCAGUGACCAUUUGAAUAGAAAAGAGAGUGCACAGUGUGAUGUUUGAUCUUUUCUCUCUCACUCACACUCACUCACUCACUCACACACACACACACACACACACACACACACACACACACUUGCAUUUGUUUCACCUAAACAGUCUGAGCUGGACCCCCAACCUUCAGAGGUUUGUCCUGUGGGCUCUUUGAAGGAAAAAUCCACCUGAAUAGAGGCUCCCACAUUGUCAAGCCUCCGGCUCAUUUCACAACCAUUCUAUUUCACAACCAUUAUUUUUUGCAAUGUAGAGCACAUUGUUGUAAAAAAUGUGUCAUUAUUUAAUAAUUAAGCCAGUUUGAUCCCUUCCUGUUUAAUCCUUUGACACUAGAAUAAAAAGGAAACACUGAAAAGAAACUAAACUUUUCAGAAACAUUGCAGUUUGAUGUCCAAGCAGAGGCAGCCUUAUAUCAACUUCGCCUUUUCUGUUCAGAAAACAUAUGAUCAAAGACGUAACAAGAUUAUGAAUCUGACGAAGCAUUCUGUGCCAACUGUCUUGCUUGAUCUUUUACUAUACUUGUAGUCACAGACGCAGCUCAGUCAGCAUUCAGACCGUACUGAGGUCCAUCCUCUGCUCUGUUGUUUGGUGUAUUCUUCUGUCUGGUUGCAGGUUUUCCAGCAUUUUUACAAUGUGGUGAAAUGAUGGGAAAUAUUUCACAGAUCUAAACAGAAAGAGUAAGUUCCUGGUUUUGGUCUCAGUCCCUCAAACUCAAACACUGAUUUCAAAACUCCCACCUUGCACCAUCAUACAGGCUGUCACACCCCUGACCCAGCUGACCUAGACUGAUGAGAUGCCAUAGUGUGAAAUGGUGGAUUUUUCCUUUUAAGAGCUUUAGUAGUAUUAAUUCAGGUUAUUGAUGCAGAGGCCAGCAUUGUGAUAUAAACCCUGUUUACCCUCAGAGCACAUCUAGGAGCAAGAGAUCCUUUAAACUACAGGCCUGCUCUGCAUUACAGGAGGUGUCGCUGUCAAAAUACAAAUCUGGGCACAUUUGGAGAAUGCUCUUCCAGAAUUUAGUUUGAACGCAUUUACUACCUAUCAGCCAUAACUGACUUGUGACUGUUCUAGAUAGUUAAGUGUGUUUCUAACUUUCCAGACAACCAUUGGUUUCCAUUCAUUUCACAAUGUUUCACAGGAUCAACCCUCAGAGAGUUGAAACUUGCUUGAGGUUUCUACUCCAUCACAGUUAACAUCAUUAGAAUUGUUUGUGGUAAUGCGGUACACACUGAAAAUGGGAACCAAUGGCUACCUCUAGGGUAGAAAGGCACAAUGAGUUCUAAAACCAUAGAAAUAGAAUGGAUAGAAAGGACAUUGAACUGUCUGCUGUGGUCAUUUGACUUGUUCAAAAGAAUAUGGUGAUUGUUGUUAGUUGUUUUGGUUACAACACAUCAGUAAAGAGUACACCAUGUAAAGAGUGCCACAUGUACUAGUUUGAGAACUCUGUUUUGGCCUAUUCUUACAUCUAUGUUCUUUACUAAACCGGAAAAAUACAUCUGUACACCAACCCAAGUUUCUCUCUUUAACCCAACCAACACUUCCAGCAGCUUCAUUGCCUUUUAAGUUAUUGUAAAACACACUUCAAUCAAACUCCACAGUAGAGUUGCCGGGAUUUACUGUUUUUAAGGUAUACAAUGAUGACGUUGUUUAUCAUUCCGUGUACAUUUGCUAAUCUACAAUAUUGAAAGAAAAUGCAACUGCACGUAGAAUCUCCCCUUUAUUUUAGUUAUUUCCUAAGGGGACAUUUUUUUUACACAUACCUCCAUUAACAACACGGUUUCAAAUUUCAGUUAUAGUAAUAAAAAGCUUGUUCAACCAAGAAUAACAUUUCCAUUUUCAUUCUUUUAAGGGUCAUUCUGACUGAUAAUAAGAUAAGUUCUGUGAUACUGUGAAUCCGCGAUAUUUUAUGAGACGGUUAAUGUAAUGUGAAAAACUCAAAUCAUUGCAACCCUACUCCACAGAAAGAACCUAAAACUCACCAAAACUGGAUAACAUUAGCCUUUCCAUUUAUCCAACCAUCACCAUUUCUGGUUUGGUGGAACUAAACCACUGAGCAGCGGCUCUCACUCAUUCAUCAGAGGCGCCUACAGUAAUAUUACUACAAAAGAAACAGGGAAAUACAUUAUGAUUUUAGAAAUAACGGAUUACUUAUUUAAAAAUGUACAACUCCACUACGUCGUCACUGUAAAAUGUCACCUCAGGGAGUUCGUGACUUGUCACAAGUUGGUUUGUUUAUAUGGAAUUAUAUAUGGAAGUUAGCCUGCUGCAACAGUACAAAUAAAAAUGCCCAUCCUGCUAUGUUUAUUAGAAUGGGAAUGUCCUUUCUAUUCAUUUGGUUUCUAUGUCUAAAACACUAUGGUUUGCUGUGGAAAUACUCCCAUGGUUUGUAGUAAAUGGAUUUAAACUUACAGAAGCUCUGGUUGCUAUGACAGCAUCUGUGCACACAUGUUGCCACAGUUUGGAUUGUUUGAUUGAGCAGGUGUAGUGGUCAAUCAGCAGCUGUGUUGACCAGUGCUCUUCUCGAAGCCUCUGUCCACAGCUCAGCAGGGUUGGCUUGCCAAAAUGCUUCUAUCCUGCCUUAACAUCUAUGCAUGGCAAGAGUUGAGUAACGUUGUACAACUCUGACUUUGUUUUUGUCUGAGCAGCGUCUCCCCACGUCUGCUGCUCACAGUCUGACAUUGUUUCCAAGUGUUCAUGUUACCUUAUGGAGACAUUUGUUAAUCAAAUAUCUACUGACUUUUUUUCUUGUAUUGUAGUGGUCUGAGGGGAUAUGUUAUUUUCUCCUAUCCAUGCAGCUCAUUCAGUAAACUCAUGAUAAUUAGAUAAAUUCCAUGUAAAGGGAUAUUUUCAUUGAAGACAGCCUCAGAAACUGUAUUUAGUAAUUGAACCACAAAGAAUGACAAAGGGAAGACUGAGCAUAAUGAUGAAGAACUGAAUUCAUAAGUUCAGUUUCAGCUGUGGAAGCAGACUUCAGCACAUGAAUGGGUCCAAGAGAAUUUUGACUUUUCUUGUAGGCCUCCAUCACUGACUCAAUGUCAGUGUCUCUAUGUCACUCAUAGAUUGGCUCCUACAAAGAGAUUCUGGACUUUCAGUAGGUUUGAUGAUUAACACCCCCAAGUUACAAACUAGUUUAUUCAAUGUAUUGUCUGAACACAUCUGAAGGUUUAAUAUUGUUCUGAAAGGUCAAACUUAAUGGUUGAACAAAGAGUCUGCCCAUCAUAGAGAGGCAAUAAAUCAUACAAACGGGGAUGAUGGCACACACUUUCCAACAUAGAGCAUUUGUGAUGUGGCACACAGUCAGACACAUGAAAGUGAAUGAAGAGAGAAGUUCAAACACUACCUGCUUUCACACCUCCGUCAAGGUUGUUUCAGAUGCUGUAAGACAGUCCAGCAGGCACUUUGUUUGAAGCAUAACAUGGCCUUCAGUCAGUGAUGUUACUGAACAAAAAAAAUGUGUCAGAACCUUGUUUGAUGUCUGGUAUUCUAAACUAUCUUUAAACUUGACUGCAAAAGAGCUAGACCACAUGGACCGACUGAUGGAUUAUUUAAUGAAAUAUAAGCCCUCUUUUUCAUGUAAAUAGGCCUAAACUAGUUCAGAGACAAACAUGGAGUUUCAUUCCCUUUAAGUUGGUACGGUUGCAUUUUGUAACCCAGGAUGUUUGGAGCAGUGAUCUAAAGGUCCAGGGUGGGUCAGGGUUGGGUCAGGAUUUUAGGAUCUGAAAUCAGGGCAGCUGAAGCUGUAAAGGUACAUGUUUAUUCUGAGUUUAGUGUCCGUCCCCACAGAAACGUCUCACCAUGUAACUCAAACCACCAUCUCUACUUUUCACCAUCUUUCCCUCUCUUAAAGCUUCACUCCCUGAUUUCGUUCUUAAACAAGCCCCCAAACCUUCAGUGACUAUUUCAGUGACUGUACCUUUAACAAGAUACAGCCAGGAAAAAUCUGAAAGCAAGGCUUAUUUGAGCUCCGUGUUCACAGGUUGCCAUUGUUUCCAGGUUUUAGUGUGACUUGUGUGUGAAUGGAAUUAUUAAGGAUUACGUAUCCAUAACCUCUUAAACAAGUGGUUGACUUGCACUAACUUAAAAACAGUCAUGGGUUUGUAAAGAUGAAAAACCUCAAAAUGUGGCAUGUUUUAUUUGAUGUUAUGCAAAAUCUAAUGUCUGUAGAGUAAUAGUCUGAGUUUUGUUUUAAUGCAGUAUGUGUGAUAAUUGUAAAUACUUUGUGUACAAUUUGAGAUGGUAUAUUUACUACACUGUACAUACAUGUGAUAUUGUAUCAUUUUGUUUUUGUAAAGCAGUUAGUUUCUGUAUAAUACUAUACAAAUUGAACUAUUCCAGUGUUAGUAAUAAAAUGUUUUGCUCUCCACAAAAUUUGAGCCUGCAUGA
Epinephelus moara (kelp grouper) is the source of this 14664-nucleotide messenger RNA. RefSeq names its product neurofibromin 1a (gene nf1a). The record is from RefSeq and is a predicted model, not a curated record. NCBI's taxonomy places the organism in Eukaryota, Metazoa, Chordata, Actinopteri, Perciformes, Serranidae. Gene Ontology annotation, biological process: regulation of GTPase activity. The coding region runs from base 748 to 8952 and encodes 2734 amino acids. The transcript is spliced from 55 exons.